CAAGGACGGGAUCAGCUGCGGUACGUAGAGAAAUUACUCCGUCGAAACAAAGAGCUUACCUCAUAGGCCGUUCGAUCAUUUUUGUAUUGGGUUUUCGCGUAGAGGGAUGGCAGGAGGACAUGGAGAGGGCUACACUUACAAGGGCUUGACUUUGCAUCAGCCAAAGCGAUGGCAUACUGUUACAGGGAAGGGCUUGUGUGCUGUCAUGUGGUUUUGGGUCCUGUACAGGGCUAAGCAAGAUGGUCCUGUAGUAUUGGGCUGGAGGCAUCCUUGGGAAGGCCAUGAUGACCAUGGCCAUGAACACUAGGCGUUUAUUUUUAUGAUUGCAGAAAUUGCAUGGAGAGCCACAGAUGAAAGCAUAAAUGUUUUGCUGGUUGGUCAUAGGCACUGAAUGUUAUUUGGACAGCUUUGGUUAGUUCUUCUAUUCAAUAAAGUGCUUGUCAACGAGACAUUGUCAUAGGUUUAAUGUGAUGAAUAAAACAACAUUCGAAUGUGUUAGAUUGUCAGAA
Hevea brasiliensis (rubber tree) is the source of this 509-nucleotide messenger RNA. Its product is annotated as NADH dehydrogenase [ubiquinone] 1 beta subcomplex subunit 2. NCBI's taxonomy places the organism in Eukaryota, Viridiplantae, Streptophyta, Magnoliopsida, Malpighiales, Euphorbiaceae. The transcript has 4 exons. The coding region runs from base 107 to 307 and encodes 66 amino acids. The record is from RefSeq and is a predicted model, not a curated record. Gene Ontology annotation, cellular component: mitochondrial inner membrane.